Molecule: messenger RNA, 1707 nt
Organism: Venustampulla echinocandica
Lineage: Eukaryota; Fungi; Ascomycota; Leotiomycetes; Helotiales; Pleuroascaceae
Exons: 2
Coding region: 1-1707 (568 amino acids)
Biological process (GO): microtubule-based movement
Source: RefSeq, a predicted model, not a curated record
AUGUCAAACCCCAGCGGCCCAUCUCACCGCAAUGUCGCAAGUAUUCGAUCACCACCAAGCACGAAUCCAGCUGCACCAGCAAGUCCCCAUACACCACUUCGCACCAUCACGUCAGCAUUUGGUUCGCCGUCCGCCAUACGCGCUGAAGAAGAACAUGUUAUAAUCGAGUUGGGCAGCCGAUAUCUCAGAGCUGGCAUUGCAGGUGAUGCAUUGCCAAAGGCAGUGUUAGAUUUCGGGCCUGAUAGCCAAAGAAGAGCUGGAGAUUAUAGAAAAUGGAGUGUAGGCUACGACAAAGCGUGGCGGGAGAGAAUACGAGAGGGGGAAUGGGGUGAGCCAUAUGAGCUCUGGAGGCCAGAUUUGCGGGGAUUGGAUCUGGGACUCGUAGCCGAUAAGCUUGAGAGAGCUGUGAGAGAAAUUGCAAAAUACCUAAUAGUUGACGUUCGGCCAAGGCGGGUUACGUUGGUAUUACCAUCAGCGUUACCCUUACCCCUUUUAUCGACGAUACUAGAUACGCUUUUCACUAGCUUUCUCACCCCCACGAUAUCUCUGAUGCCCGCGCCAGGUCUUGUUCCUGCAGCGGCAGGUCUACGAUCUGCGCUUGUAGUAGAUAUAGGCUGGGCUGAGACAGUUGUAUCAGGCAUCUAUCAAUAUCGGGAAGUGCAAAGUACACGAUCAACUAGAGCUACCAAGAUGCUCGGAGAAGAGAUGAACAACAUGCUCGCGGAGAUGAUCGAUCCGGCCUCAUCACCCGCGGCCUCGGAAGAUCCACAGAACAGCAAACAUGCUCGAGACGUGUUAAGCUUCGAGGAAUGUGAAGAAAUUAUUUCCCGCAUGGCAUGGUGCAAACCUGUGGAGAGAGGGGAACAUAAAGCUCCAUUCCAGGGCCUCACGCCGGUCAAGGAAGAGGAUGAAUUAAGAGCAAGCGUGAGAUCUCUACAUAUCAGUAGUGCGGAGGAAACAGACCCUGUAGUCUCUAUCCCACUAGCCUCGACAAAGUCAUGUCGGACCCUUCGACUUCGAUUCUCUAAGCUGGCAGAGCCUUGCGAAAAGGUGCUUUUCGCUGAUGGAACGGCGCCCGAAAAUCUAGAUGACGAAGAAAUGCCUUUACACUUACUAGUCUAUCGAAGCCUUCUCAAGCUUCCUCGGGAUGUUCGAUCGGUCUGCAUGUCACGCAUUAUUUUCGUUGGAGGAGGCUCGAACCUGCCUGGGCUGAAACGCCGUGUUAUGGACGAGGUAGCCAUUCUUAUUGAACAACGGGGGUGGGAUCCAGUACAAGGAAAAGCAAUAGACGGACUUCGAAAUAACCCGAAGCUACAGAGGACACGGAGCAGGCAAGCCAGCAACAGUCCUACACCGGUCUUACACCUAGAUGCCACGCCUGCAUCAAUGCAGGACCAAGAACCUGACGAAAUUGGAACCGUACUGAACAAACAGGCAAGGGACCGUGACCCUCCAAAUGACAUGGGCCAGCUUCGAGCCGUUGAAUCUCUAGGGGCUUGGUCGGGCGGCAGUCUGCUUUCACAUCUGAAAAUACCCGCCGUCUCGGUGGUUGAGCGAGAGCAAUGGCUUCUGCAUGGAGCUGCAGGCGCGUCGAGAACUGGCGAGAUAACAGUGAGUACUCAACGGCAGAGCAUGGGUCCAGGAGCUUUUAAUGUAAAGUCUGGUGCUGGAGAUAGAUCAAGCUGGACAUUAGGACUAUGGGGCUAA